Messenger RNA from Tribolium castaneum (red flour beetle), 628 nucleotides. It is a transcript of the gene RpS23, whose product is annotated as Ribosomal protein S23. Gene Ontology annotation, molecular function: structural constituent of ribosome. The record is from RefSeq and is a predicted model, not a curated record. Gene Ontology annotation, cellular component: ribosome; cytosolic small ribosomal subunit. Lineage: Eukaryota; Metazoa; Arthropoda; Insecta; Coleoptera; Tenebrionidae. Bases 131 to 562 code for a protein of 143 amino acids. The transcript has 4 exons. Gene Ontology annotation, biological process: translation.
CGGGUCCCGGAUCGGGCUCCUAUGCCCCAAAAACAACGAUCCGUUUCGAGGCGUUGCCAACGUUCGGGCCUUACAUGGCGUCAGGUUGGCAUUCCUGGGCCUCUUUUGCCGAAGUUUUGCAGCAACCAACAUGGGUAAGCCCCGCGGUUUGAGGACGGCUCGUAAACAUGUGAACCAUCGUCGUGAGCAGCGAUGGGCCGACAAAGACUACAAGAAGGCCCAUUUGGGGACCCGCUGGAAGGCCAAUCCUUUCGGGGGGGCUUCGCACGCCAAGGGAAUUGUGCUUGAAAAAGUAGGUGUUGAGGCUAAGCAACCCAACUCCGCUAUCCGUAAGUGUGUUAGGGUCCAGUUGAUCAAAAACGGGAAGAAAAUCACCGCUUUCGUCCCUAGAGAUGGUUGCUUGAACCAUAUUGAAGAAAACGACGAAGUUUUGGUCGCAGGUUUCGGUCGUAAAGGUCAUGCCGUAGGUGAUAUUCCCGGAGUUAGGUUCAAGGUUGUCAAAGUAGCCAACGUAUCCCUACUAGCGUUGUACAAAGAAAAGAAGGAAAGACCUAGGUCGUAAUUUAUAUUUUGUUAAUUUUUACAUCUUGGAUACUGGUAUUUUAAUAAAAUUCCGGAAUUAAGUUAA